This is a messenger RNA of Cynara cardunculus var. scolymus (artichoke), 1033 nucleotides long. Its product is annotated as outer envelope pore protein 16-2, chloroplastic-like. Gene Ontology annotation, cellular component: chloroplast outer membrane. The coding region runs from base 82 to 615 and encodes 177 amino acids. The record is from RefSeq and is a predicted model, not a curated record. The transcript has 7 exons. Gene Ontology annotation, molecular function: amino acid transmembrane transporter activity. Lineage: Eukaryota; Viridiplantae; Streptophyta; Magnoliopsida; Asterales; Asteraceae.
AUCUUCACGGAAACUGUAGCUCUGUCGACCUUUCUCUCACUCAAAACAUACAGAACACGCACUACACACAGUGGUUAAAUAAUGGGACACAAUUUGGAGACACGAUCGCUGCUGGAUGAAUUGAGAAGCUUCGACAAGAAUGGAGGUAUCUUCGAUUUAGGUCAUCCUCUUCUCAAUCGUAUGGCCGAAAGCUUCGUCAAGGCCGCCGGAAUUGGAGCAGUUCAGGCAGUUUCACGGGAAGCAUAUUUCACAGCUUUUGAAGGUGGAGAUUCGACGGCCAUCCCACCAGAAAUACCUUCUAGCCGGAAAAAACCCCAUCACUUCUCAGAGCUUAGAGGGGAAACAAACAGAAAAUCUGUUGAAGCAUUGGUCAAAGGCACGGGGAAAGAAUCUCUACAAUGGGGUUUGGCUGCGGGGAUGUAUUCAGGUAUUACAUAUGGAUUAAAGGAGGCACGUGGAGUUCAUGAUUGGAAAAACAGUGCGGUGGCAGGAGCAAUCACGGGUGCGGCUUUAGCGCUCACAUUUGAUGAUUCUUCUCAUGAACAAAUUGUGCAUGGUGCCAUUACAGGUGCGGCUUUAUCAACGGCUGCUAACCUCCUUACUGGGAUAUUCUAGAUUUAAUUCUUCAUCUGGACAAGAUAUUCUCUCGGUCGCAGUAUGGAGGCUCACACUGUUACUUUCAAGUUCGAAAGGAGAUGUACAACUUUCUGCAUAAUUUGGUUGAGUUUAAAUCUACAUGCUUUUUUGCCUUCCGUAUAUGUUAUCUUUCAUUACAGAACGCAAAAGAUGUUGAUCCGACAUGUCAUCUUUGUGUCUUGGAGACUUGUGGUCAUUCUUGUUCUUGUUUUCAUUUGGGUGAGAACCUGCUCCCGAUCCUUGUUGGUGGGAAGAGCAUGUGGUCGAUAUUUUGAAUAUUUGAUAGUAGUCGAGCUUGGUGGAUCCACAAUUAAUGAGGCGUUACCGAUUCAUGUUCACCGUGUAUCAUGUGACUUGAGAUGAAUCUGAUCGCGAUAGAUAUGAUAUAACUUGUACU